GUGAGGGCGGGCGGGCGGGAGGGAGGGAGUGGAGGAGCCGGGGAGGGGCUCCUUAAAGAAACGCUUCUGUCGCUCGCCUGCUCGCUUUUCGCUCGGCAUUGCAGCCAGCCAGCCGGGCACUCGGGGGCCACGCGCGGCCACCGCUAGAGCUCUGCCCCCACCCCACCCGCCAGCAGGUCUGGGGUGGGGACCCAGGCGGGGGCUCCUGCAGCCACUGCCCGGUGCGGACCGCACGGAGCGACCCACUCCUCCCGGCACCGAGGAAGAAGCAACGGAGCCCUCAGCAGGCGGCCGGCCUCUCCGCCCCUGACCACCCGCUUCCCGGCUGCCUUUGUGGCCGCAGCUUCUCGCCGCCGAGCCGUGGGCCGGCGGGGGCGCGGCGCGCACGGCCGAGCGAUGCCCAGCUCGCUGUUUGCAGACCUGGAGCGCAACGGCAGCGGCGGUGGCGGUGGCGGUGGCGGUGGCGGCGGCGGCGGCGGCGGCGGCGGCAGCAGCGGAGGGGGAGAGACCCUGGAUGACCAAAGAGCCCUGCAGCUCGCGCUCGACCAGCUCUCCCUGCUGGGGCUGGACAGUGACGAGGGCGCCUCUCUGUACGACAGCGAGCCGCGCAAGAAGAGCGUGAACAUGACCGAGUGCGUGCCAGUGCCCAGUUCUGAGCAUGUCGCCGAGAUCGUGGGGCGGCAAGGUUGUAAAAUCAAAGCGCUGCGGGCGAAGACCAAUACUUACAUCAAGACCCCAGUUCGUGGGGAGGAGCCUGUCUUUGUUGUGACGGGCAGGAAGGAGGAUGUGGCCAUGGCUCGGAGGGAGAUCAUCUCCGCUGCCGAGCAUUUCUCCAUGAUCCGCGCCUCCCGGAAUAAGAACACGGCACUCAACGGCGCGGUGCCUGGGCCGCCCAACCUGCCCGGGCAGACCACCAUCCAAGUGCGGGUGCCCUACCGCGUGGUGGGGCUCGUGGUGGGGCCCAAAGGCGCCACGAUCAAGCGCAUCCAGCAGCAGACGCACACGUACAUCGUGACGCCCAGCCGGGAUAAGGAGCCGGUGUUCGAGGUGACCGGCAUGCCGGAGAACGUGGAUCGCGCUCGAGAGGAGAUUGAGGCGCACAUUGCUCUGCGUACCGGCGGCAUCAUUGAGCUCACAGACGAGAACGACUUCCACGCCAACGGCACCGAUGUGGGCUUCGAUCUGCAUCAUGGGUCCGGCGGGUCCGGCCCAGGCAGCCUCUGGAGCAAGCCCACCCCCAGCAUCACGCCCACCCCCGGCCGCAAGCCCUUCUCCAGCUACCGCAACGACAGCUCCAGCUCGCUUGGCAGUGCUUCCACAGACUCUUACUUCGGAGGUGGGACCAGCAGCAGCGCAGCCGCUACCCCGCGCCUGGCGGACUACAGCCCCCCCAGCCCCGCCUUGAGCUUUGCGCACAACGGAAACAACAACAACAACGGCAACGGGUACACCUACACAGCAGGGGAAGCCUCAGUGCCAUCCCCCGACGGCUGCUCCGACCUGCAGCCCACUUUUGACCCGGCUCCCGCUCCCCCACCUGGGGCACCACUUCUCUGGGCCCAGUUCGAGCGGUCCCCGGGAGGCGGACCUGCAGCUCCGGUAUCUUCUUCCUGCUCUUCUUCCGCAUCUUCGUCUGCUUCUUCCUCCUCCGUGGUCUUCCCCGGGGGUGGCGCCAGUGCGCCCUCCAACGCCAACCUGGGGCUAUUGGUGCACCGCCGGCUGCACCCUGGCACCAGCUGCCCGCGCCUGUCUCCGCCCUUGCACAUGGCCCCGGGGGCGGGAGAGCACCACCUGGCUCGCCGGGUGCGCAGCGACCCGGGUGGGGGAGGCCUGGCCUACGCCGCUUAUGCCAACGGGCUGGGGGCACAGCUGCCUGGCUUGCAGCCGUCGGACACGUCGGGCUCCUCCUCUUCGUCCAGCUCCUCCUCCAGCUCUUCAUCCUCUUCCUCCGGGCUUCGGCGUAAAGGCAGCCGCGACUGCUCCGUGUGCUUCGAGAGCGAAGUGAUUGCCGCGCUGGUGCCCUGUGGCCACAACCUCUUCUGCAUGGAGUGCGCCAACCGCAUCUGUGAGAAGAGCGAGCCCGAGUGCCCGGUCUGCCACACCGCGGUCACUCAGGCCAUCCGUAUCUUUUCUUAAAGGCAGCGGGCGCUAGUGCGCACCGUGCUGGGGGAAGGGGGAACCCCUCCCCAUCCUCAUUCCCCAGCGCUCGCCUGCCUCCCUGGGUGCCCCCCCUCUCCCUUCUCCUUUCCGGCCCCACCAACACUCUGAGAUCCGAGAGGAGCUUGGAAAGCUGUAGUAUCCGCUCGUUUUUAAAAUUUAAUUUUUAAGUAAAGGAAUUUGCCAGGA
Symphalangus syndactylus (siamang) is the source of this 2346-nucleotide messenger RNA. It is a transcript of the gene MEX3B, whose product is annotated as mex-3 RNA binding family member B. NCBI's taxonomy places the organism in Eukaryota, Metazoa, Chordata, Mammalia, Primates, Hylobatidae. The record is from RefSeq and is a predicted model, not a curated record. Gene Ontology annotation, molecular function: RNA binding.